UAUCAGUAACAAUCGAAUUGAUCUAUCAGUAUCUCAUGACCUUAUCUGAUAAUUUUCUUAAUUAAUCUCUUUCAAUACGAUUAAUGAGAAAAAAAUGUACCAGAUAUUACAUACCUCUUCUUACUUUCACGUAGAGAAAAUAAUUAGUAAUAUCAUAAAUUUUCAACAUGUUACAGGGUUGGAGGGUGACAACCUUUUGUUCCAGUCCGGAACAUUUUUUUCUGGCUUUGAAUCAAGUUCAACUACAGCGACUUUCACUCUUAUGGAGUUAGCAAAGAAGAAAGAGUAUCAAGACCGUGCUCGAGAAGACAUAAAAAAAGCUAUUGACAAACAUAGAUGGACUUUCGAGGCUUUCAAUGAUAUGAAGUAUUUGGAUCAAUGUAUCGCCGAAGGCGUGAGAUUACAUCCGUCCGUUUCCACAAUCGAUCGUUAUACUCUCCAGGAUUAUAAAAUACCUGAUACGAACAUUAUCAUUGAAAAAGGCACUCCGAUUUAUAUUUCCCUGUAUGGCUUGCAUGGUGAUCCAAAAUUUUUCGACGAACCAGAAGUAUUUAAUCCUGAUCGGUUUAGCGAAGACCAAAAAAUUUCUGAUGCGUACAUUCCUUUUGGAGCGGGACCUAGAAUGUGUGUUGGUAUGAAAGUCGGACAAUUACAUGUCAAAGUUGUGCUCUCAAUGAUUUUGUCCGAGUACGAAGUCCAUCAGAAUCCAGAAGAAAUUUAUAAGUUAGACUCACGGUCAACUUUUACUGCUGCUGCAAAUGGCAUCAAUAUUGAGUUUAGAAAAUUGAUCAAAUGAUAGAUUUAUACUAUUUUUGUAUAUUAUUAUUAGCUAUUUAAUUACACAGACUCAUGAAAAAAUAAAUUUUACGCUUGCUUAACUUCUAUGAAAAGCCAAAAAAAAUUUUUGUUUGCAGAUUACUGUUGAAUGUUACCAAGAGAAGCAAACAAAAAAAAAAUAUAAAGAAGAAAUGAUUUUCAUACAUGAUUUAGUUAAAAAUGUAUUUGCAAAUAAGAAUAUCUCUUAGAAGAAAAUCAUUUUGAACAGUUUCAUCGACUUCAAGCAAGUCGAAAAAUUUAUCAGUUAAAGAAUUUUUUUAAAUCAAAAUAACG
This is a messenger RNA of Cotesia glomerata, 1110 nucleotides long. RefSeq names its product probable cytochrome P450 6d5. The record is from RefSeq and is a predicted model, not a curated record. The transcript has 3 exons. Lineage: Eukaryota; Metazoa; Arthropoda; Insecta; Hymenoptera; Braconidae. The coding region runs from base 95 to 796 and encodes 233 amino acids. Gene Ontology annotation, molecular function: oxidoreductase activity, acting on paired donors, with incorporation or reduction of molecular oxygen; iron ion binding; heme binding.